AUGGCCGGUCUCGCCCUCUUGAGCGUCGCCCCACUGCUAUCAGCAACGGGAUCGAUCAUGUUCACAAUCUCCGAGGACACCUUCAUCCGGCCGCUCAUGCGCACCGCCCCGACCCCAGCCGAGAGGGAGGCCCGCCGACACGCCAAUCGCAUCCUUCCAAAACUCAUGGGCUUCACCCGCAACGGUCUCGCCAUCAUCUUCACUACCUACCCUAUCAGCCUGUCUGCUGACGCCGCCAGGAACCCGCGUAUCGCGGCGGGCUUCUACCUGGCGGGCCUGAUUUUCAGCGUGCUGCACAUGCCCUUUGGGCCGAGUGCGAUGCGGCUGCUCGAGUCGGUCCGUGAAGACAAGGGCGCUGCUGACGAUGUUACCCGUGAUAAUACGGCUAGCAUGCUGUCGUGGCUGCGUAUCAACACGAUCAGGGCAUGUGUAGCCGAUUUUCCGUCCUGGGCGUGCUACUUUAUGGCUUUUAUAUUCGCUAGUUUUUAG
Molecule: messenger RNA, 489 nt
Organism: Diaporthe batatas
Lineage: Eukaryota; Fungi; Ascomycota; Sordariomycetes; Diaporthales; Diaporthaceae
Exons: 2
Coding region: 1-489 (162 amino acids)
Source: RefSeq, a predicted model, not a curated record